This is a messenger RNA of Osmerus eperlanus (European smelt), 822 nucleotides long. RefSeq names its product gem (nuclear organelle) associated protein 7 (gene gemin7). The record is from RefSeq and is a predicted model, not a curated record. The coding region runs from base 134 to 520 and encodes 128 amino acids. The transcript has 2 exons. NCBI's taxonomy places the organism in Eukaryota, Metazoa, Chordata, Actinopteri, Osmeriformes, Osmeridae. Gene Ontology annotation, biological process: spliceosomal snRNP assembly. Gene Ontology annotation, cellular component: SMN-Sm protein complex.
GAAGAGGGCGGUAACGCACCAAUAACAUGCCAACCGCCAUUAAACACCACAGAUUUCCAUAAAAACGGAAAGAAGAAGAAACACGGAAACAAGAGGAACUGAAGGAGGUAGCAAGCGACUUUUGAGAAACAUUAUGAGAACUCCGGUAUCUGUGCUGCGCUUGCCUCGAGGCCCCGAUCCAAACAGCUGCGGUUUUGAUCGUAGCUCCCCAAGGUUUAUCGCCCUUUGCCAAACUACAAUCUCCGCUUCUACAGGAUCUGAGAUAGACUCCGUUCAUUUCCAACAAGAGCAGCGUGUGCGGUCUGAAAUGAGAGAGAACUUCAUGAGAACGCUCAUAGCUAUGACCAACAGACAAGUACAGUUCCACAUGUACGAAAAAGUUAAAGUUAAGGCCAAGUUUGGAGCCUCGGACAUUGAUGUUCUAAACUUUCAGGUCUCUGAGUUGCAGACUCCUAUAGGAGUCCAGAAAGAAGCGCUCCUCAGAUGCCAAGACGUAAUCUCUUACUCGUUUGAUGUUUGAUAGAAAAUAUGAAAUAGAUUUCCCCUUUGGCGCGUUUUCAGACUGCAAUUUGUUGGGCAGAACAGUUUUGGUCUGAGAUGUAUUUUAAUAGUUUCUUUUCAACUUUUCUUUAUGUGCCUCCGUUCAGAUUUAUUUUGCCAAGCAGUUAAUUAAACCACCACUAGAGGGAGUGCAAACAUCGUUUGUUCAUAGGUUGCCGCUUUUGUUUUGCCUUUAGCAAGUCAUUUGGAAGUCAUUUGGGUUAUGUUUCACGCUGUACUAAAAAUAACACUAUAUAAAAUGUAAAUAAUCACUUACAAGCA